UGUUUGGUGUUGGACAACUUGUUGUAUACUAAAAUCGCUGUCAAAAUUAUAAGUAUUAGUUUUUUUGCAAGUAAAAUGACAAGUUGCAAUAUUACUAUUAGGCAUUAGCCACAAAUGUAUGGAGACAAAUAUUAUUAUGUCCAAAAAAGUCCCUAACAAAGGAUUCUUUCAACAAACCAAAACCUUAAGGCCAAAACCAAAGGAGAAUGCAAAGCGGAAAAGGUUCACUUGUUCAUUUGCACAACAAAGACAUCAUUUUGUUCAAUUCUCAUUUUAGAGGUAAUUAAAACAGAUACGAAAAUUUGAUAUUUAUCUGAUUCUAUAACUGAAUUCAUAUUGAUCCGAAUUUAAAAAUUUUUACAAAUUAUGUGACUCGAUUAUUAAUUGAUUCCAAACAUCUAAUUUGAAUCAAUCUAAUUAGUCGAACGAAUACCACUCUACACAGUACACAACUUCCUUUUUGUUUCUAGGGAAUUUUCAACUUUAAUUUUUUCAAUUUUCAAUUUUCAAUUUUGUACUCUUAUAAACAAUUUUUGCCCAACCAUUGAAACAUUAUCACUCGCCUUCUCCCUUUACCCUCUACAGAAAAAAAAAAAGGUCUGUAAUUUUAGUCCAACUAAUUCCAAUAAAAAAAUUUAUCAAAAAAGAAAAAAAAUUUCCUCUCAGAACGUCUCUUUUUUGAAAGUAUCAAUAUCAUCAACUACAGUACUUUUCUCUAUCUCUGCAUUAAAGAUUUUGCUUAAUACAUAUGGAGUUUGUUUGAUUGAGAUUAUGAGAUUCUUGAAAACUGUAUGCCAUGGCACCUGGACAAUGUAGAAGUUGAUGUUGUGGGUUACUGGAAUGUGGAUAGCUAAUUAGGUGUAUUAGAAGUAGAUAAAGGAAUGCAAAUGGAUUUGUGGGUUGUGGCAGCUGCAACUGGUGCUGGAUACUUGGCUAAGUAUUGGAAGAAUGUUUUAGGGGAUAAAGAAGGUUCAUCAGGAACUCCUUCUAGAAGUUCUUUUCCUGAUAAUACUGCCCCGUCGAUGAAUCAACAGACUGGUGAUAGGACUAGACCAAGCCACAUAUUCUCUCAAAUCGAUUCAGCUCAACAAUAUUUUAGUGAGGCUGGAAAGGGUGAUCAUUCAAAUGAAAUAUUUAGGAGGGAUGAUCCCUUUGCUAUAGAUAUGGCUUCUUCAAAUGCAAUCGAUCAUGAGAAACGAGUUGAGAAGUGUGAGGAGUGUUGGAAUGUGUCUAGAUUAGGUGCCGACAUUCCUGAUAUACCUGAAUAUUCCUCUUCAGAAAUGGGGUUUUCACAUAGUUUCGGAAGUAGGAAAUGCUUGAGAACUAGAUGUCUCCAACGCCUUCCUUUGCAAUUUAUUAAACCCCGGACUUCUCUAGACAGUUGCCUUUUGGCUCAGAUGCAAAGGCAAAGAGAAUAUGCAGAAAUGGAAGAGCAUAUUCGUACUCCCCUACCUUCACCUUGUACUCCUGCGUUAAGGCCAUUUGUUAUCACUGAUGGAAUUCGAGUAAUUAGUAGAGCAUCUGGGGAUUUCAGAAAUGAACUGUACAAGGAAGUACACCCGAGAUCAGAUGAUGAAGUAGUUGGGGUUUCUCAUCUGCCACAAAUCAUCACUACUAAGAGCUCAACGCAAAAGCUCAACAGAGGCAAAACUCGAAUGGGAACGUCAAGUAAUGCAAUGAAAUCAAGUCAAUUUGAUAAAAGUGAUGGAUCCUUGAGUCAAGUCCUUUUCUGCCUUGGGAUAUCCAUCGGUGUCAUGGCUUCCCUAUUAUCUAACAAAGUGGAAGUGGAAAAGUUGAAGGACCGUUUGAAGCAAAGUGAAAAUCUGGUUGAAGAUCUUCAGGAAGAAUUGGAGAUGAAAGAUUCAUUAACCGUCAGAGAGCUUGUUAACGAUGAUGACUCACAGGAUAUACAUGAACUUUCAUUUACUCAUGAGAAAAUGAGUUCAUUCUCCAACCAAGCAGAUAUGGGUGUGCCAAUAAGAUAUGCCAAUGAAGAAUCAGCAAAUUUGGAGAAAAUUGAGUCGAUGAGUAAAAUCGAAGCAGAGCUUGAAGCAGAACUAGAAAGGUUGGAGCUAAGCAUGAAAGGAUCAGCUUUGAAAGGAAGAAACUCAGAUGCUUUUGAGUUACACCAGGAACUUGAUCAGGAUAUCGGCGAAGAACUGGUGCAUGGUGAACUAAAUGCCGAUAUAUUCAGAGGAAAAUCUAGCUCAGAACCUACUCCUCGAUCCAUGAAAGAUGGUGUGUCCCCUCGUGAGCUGAGCUUGCGCUUGCAUGAAGUCAUUCAAUCAAGAUUGCAAGAUCGAAUUUGUGAGCUUGAGGCAGAUCUUGCAAAAUGCCAGAAAAGGAUACAACACUUGGAACUAGAGAAGAACAUUUGGAGAGAUGCAUCUCAAAGUGAAUCCUCCUCCUUGGGCAGCCCUGUGGCACGACCUCUCGUAAUGAAUCUGUCUGGGGAUGCACUUGAUGCGUAUAACGAAGCAUACGAUGAACUUACCCAGCUAAAUGGAUCCCGAAAUGGGGACUCUUGGAAUCACGGUGGCAACCAGCAAGACGAUAGUGUACUCUCGUCUAAUAAGGAUAUAGUUGGCGAGCUAAAUGGCAUGCAAAAUGGUGGAAGUAAAACAUUGCCAAAUGAAAGCAGCCCAAAUGAUGAUGAUUGUGGAGAUGAUGGUGAUUAUGAUAUGUUAUUGAUCAAGCAGAUUGUUGAGAAAGCUAGGCAAGGCUCUCCAGCUAUUUUAAAGGCACAAAAAGCUAUGUAUGGCUAAAUACCGUUAAUGAUUAGAAUCAUCAUCAUCAACCCAGUAUUCUGCACUAAUGAUAAUUAGAAUGAGAAAUAUAAUUCUUUUGGUACAUUGUAUAAAAGGAUCACACUUAUUUCUUGUAGAGUAGUAGAUUUUUUGGACACUUUGCUUUUGAUUACUACAAACCGAUGAACUAAGAAGAUUACGAUCCAAAUAUAAACAUUGUGACUCGAUUCUAACUGUAUAUUUUGUGGUAUUUUAAUGAAAAUAGUUUAUAUUUUUAUUGCGUAAAAAUUAAAAACAAUUCUCGUGCACCAUGAAGAGUU
Messenger RNA from Amaranthus tricolor (Joseph's coat), 3067 nucleotides. RefSeq lists its product as uncharacterized. NCBI's taxonomy places the organism in Eukaryota, Viridiplantae, Streptophyta, Magnoliopsida, Caryophyllales, Amaranthaceae. Bases 882 to 2765 code for a protein of 627 amino acids. The record is from RefSeq and is a predicted model, not a curated record. Gene Ontology annotation, biological process: asymmetric cell division. The transcript has 4 exons.